Molecule: messenger RNA, 486 nt
Organism: Punctularia strigosozonata HHB-11173 SS5
Lineage: Eukaryota; Fungi; Basidiomycota; Agaricomycetes; Corticiales; Punctulariaceae
Exons: 1
Coding region: 1-486 (161 amino acids)
Source: RefSeq, a predicted model, not a curated record
AUGCCCCCAUGGCUCGAGCGACCGCCGCUGUUCAACAAGCGGUUGUCAUCCCUGUGCAAGAAAGAACUACAGAGCCUGGCGUCACACCUGGGGCUCGACCAAGACGGCACGGUUGCUGCUCUCAAGGCCAGAGCACGGCAAACCCUUCUAGGCGACAUCAGAUUCUACAUGCAGCACCCCGACUACAGAGCCCUGUUUACGAGACAGGAACUCGCCGACAUAAUCGAAGAGGCAUCGAACUCUUCGGGCUCCCCAUUCCACGGCAUCACACAGGGGGCGGAAGCGGCUCGGGACGAGAACCAACCAGAUGAAGGGGAUGAGCAGGUGGAUCCGGAGCAGGAGAAUCGGGUCCGGGAUGAGUCUUCAAGUCGAGAGGAGGAAGACGACGAGGAGGAUGCUCAGCCCCCUCCACCGUCAGACGACUUGGGUGAGCGACCGCUUCCUCCACUAGUCGAGGGCAUAUGCCCAUCCUUCGCCGACUCGUAG